AUGGCAGCCAUCCCGACCUUGGAGACUGUCCCAGAGCUCCGGCAUGAAGCAAUGACUGGAGAAGAGUUGGCACAGCAAGUGGCCGACUUGAUGGGAAUGCCUGUUGAAGAAGUGAAGGAGAAUGGAGUGCAAUCCUCACUGGUUGCACUGCACCUGGCUGGAAGAGUGCCUGAGGAUCGCGAAGACUUGAUCCGACUGGCGACUGGCGAAUCCAUUGUUCGCCCGACUGCUUUCACCAGAGUGACUCCUGAUCCGACUGCAGGCGGAGUGCUCAUCGCGGAAGUCCCAAUGGAGGACCUGACUGGCCCUCAGCAGAUUGACUCUGCAAUGGGAAUCAGGCCUGGGUCGAAUGGGCCGAAUGUUGCCACUGCCUCGGCAGCUGCAUCUGCCGCGAAUGUUGGGAGACCGAAUGAUCCCCCGAUUGAGACGACUCACCUGAUGUGUGAGAAGGUGCAGCCGCACCGAUUGUCGAGGAAUGGCGCUGUGAACAAUGAAGUGUCUCAUGCCCUGGACCUGAUGGACUGUGGCACCGAAGUGAAGAAUAUUUGGCGACGACUUGAUGGCUACGUCACUGUCGACAGCCAGGACGAGCUUGAUAAGAUUGAGAAUGUGGCGACCAUGAUGGCCAAUCGAAUGAAGGACGCGGCGACUGUUUCCAACAAUGUGAACGAGUGCAUGAUGGAGACUGGCUGGUGGGCAAUGACCAAAGCUGAGCGAAUGUUCCUUACCAAAGGAAAAUGGGAGAUCAAAUGGCGCCUGGACCAGAAUGACAAGGAGAACCUGGUCCACGAUCUGGUUCAUGUCUAUGACUGGAUCCUCUUGCCAGCAAGCAUUGGCGAAAGCUACUAUGAGACUGGCGAGAUUGACCUGAGCCGUUUUCCGUGCCACCAGUUGAAUGGCAGCUUUUGCGCGCUGACAGCAAUGCGCAAGACUGUGCAAUGGUACAGCCAAGGAGUGUUCGACGAGAAUGCCCCGUACGAGCGACUGGUGUUCAUCGUGCGCCGAAGGUCGACUGUGGAAGCCACCCGUGAAUGGACUGGUGUGACGACUGGAGCAAAGAAGAUGAAACUGAACAACUAUUUUAAUAGACAGUUCACUGAUCACAUCAGCACGCAGAAUGGCUUCUUGGUGGAGAAUGAGUUGAAGACUGUUCCAAGCCGCUGGGUCUGGAGUGUGCCGACUGAGGCCUCUCGACUGAGCAUGGGCAUCAUCAGAAUGUCCUUCAAUGAUGCAAUGAGCUACACGAAGACUGGCCCACAGCUCCUUUGUCUCUCAGAGAUGGAGGAAUGGAGCCGGAAUGCCACUAUUCCCCGCAGUGGCCUGAUCGAAUGGAGGCUGAUGGGACACACAAUGGUCCCGACUGCCCAAGCCUAUGGUUCUGGUCUGGAGCAUGACUGCUCCACCUGGGAUGAAAUGUAUGCCGAUGAUGAUGGCGAGGACCAGAAUGCUUGGAAUGCCCCGACCUCCUCGACUGCGGCAUCCAAGACGAAUGCGGGAAUGACCUCGCAGGGAUCAGCACCCGCGACUGUUCUAUCGCAGGUCGCGAAUGCAUUGAACCCUGGCGCAGAAGUGGUUCUUCGCAUGAAUGGGAAUGCCAAGAACCCUGUCCUGAAUGUCAAGUCCGUUAAGAAGUGA
Molecule: messenger RNA, 1635 nt
Organism: Symbiodinium sp. CCMP2456
Lineage: Eukaryota; Dinophyceae; Suessiales; Symbiodiniaceae
Source: the annotation of a GenBank genome assembly